This is a messenger RNA of Leptopilina boulardi, 630 nucleotides long. Its product is annotated as cuticle protein-like. The record is from RefSeq and is a predicted model, not a curated record. Lineage: Eukaryota; Metazoa; Arthropoda; Insecta; Hymenoptera; Figitidae. Bases 157 to 522 code for a protein of 121 amino acids. The transcript has 2 exons.
GUCUUUCAUUUUAGUGUAUCUGUCAUAGAGGUUGAUCUAUAAGGACAUGAACUUUAUGACGUGACCACGAUAUACAACAACUAUAAAAGCCAAAUCUUUUUCACAGAAAGACAUCAUUUGCAAGCAGCAAAGUAACUAAUCAACACUUUAGAAAAAAUGGCUUUCAAACUCUUUGUAUUCGCCGCCUGUUUGGCUUUGGCAAGUGCUGGAAUUAUUUCUGCUCCAGUGCAAUAUGCAGCACCUUUGACUUAUUCAGCACCAGCUGUUGUGAAAACUUAUGCAGCUGCUCCAGUUCUUGCUCAUUCAAGUUCAUCAAUUGUGAAAACUGUAAAUACUGUACCACAAGUUUACAGUGCACCAAUUUAUACAGCAUCAGCUUACAGUGCACCAGCAUACACAGCACCUAUUGUAAAAACAAUUGCUGCACCAGUUGUCGCUGCUCCUGCAGUUGCAACAUAUUCAGUUCCAACUUAUGCUAAAGUUGCUGCCCCAUUGACAUAUACUUCAGCUGGAUGGGCUUAAAAAUUUACAUAACAAAUACAAUUAUCUCAAAUUGUAAGAUCAUAAUAUUCAAAUUGCAUAUAAUUUUUUGUUACAAAUUUUGAUUGAAUAAAUUAUUUAAAAUCCGAA